Messenger RNA from Anolis carolinensis (green anole), 2152 nucleotides. RefSeq names its product vasoactive intestinal peptide (gene vip). The transcript has 7 exons. The coding region runs from base 285 to 890 and encodes 201 amino acids. NCBI's taxonomy places the organism in Eukaryota, Metazoa, Chordata, Lepidosauria, Squamata, Anolidae. Gene Ontology annotation, biological process: positive regulation of epinephrine secretion; adenylate cyclase-activating G protein-coupled receptor signaling pathway; negative regulation of potassium ion transport. Gene Ontology annotation, cellular component: extracellular region; neuron projection. Gene Ontology annotation, molecular function: peptide hormone receptor binding; neuropeptide hormone activity. The record is from RefSeq and is a predicted model, not a curated record.
AUGAGACAGAUUGAACGACUGCACAGAGUGCACUGAAGGGGAAAGAAGGCAUUGGCUUAGCAAGGAGAGCUGGUAAACUUCCGACCAGCAAUCAGAGGGAGGGAGCAGAGCACAGACUUUUCCUUCAAAACUCCAGUUCAGUAUCUGAAGAAGAAACCUGCGGAAAAACCAAAACAGCUGCAGAGGCAUUCAGCACUCAGGAGAGCUCCCAGGGUUGUUUUGGUCAGGGUACUAUCCUGCUCCUGAGAAGACAAGAAAGCCUCCUUCAUCCUUUGUCCAUAGAGAUGGAAUACAGAAGUGGCUCCCAGUUUCUCCUGUCCUUUGCACUUCUCUAUGUUUUCUGCUCCCAAACUCUUGCUUUACCUUCUUUGGGAACAUAUUCAGCAAUGAGAUUAGGAAACAGAAUGCCCUUUGAGGGGGCAAGUGAAUCUGAUCAUGCUCAAGGCUCAUUAAAACCCGAGGGUGAUAUUUUGCAGACAACACUUCCUGAGAAUGACAAGUACUAUUAUGAUGUAUCCAGAGCUAUGGACAGAAGUGCAAGGCAUGCUGAUGGACUCUUCACAAGUGGCUACAGCAAACUUUUGGGUCAACUUUCUGCAAGAAGAUAUUUGGAAUCACUUAUUGGAAAAAGAGUUGGGAAUGAUGAACAGAUGCCAGUCAAACGCCACUCUGAUGCUGUCUUCACUGACAAUUACAGUCGCUUUCGAAAGCAGAUGGCUGUGAAGAAGUAUUUGAACUCUGUCUUAACUGGGAAAAGAAGUCAGGAAGAACUGAACCCACCGAGCCUUCGGGAUGAAACAGAACUGCUUGAACCUGCAUUUUCAGAAAAUUAUGAUGACGUCACUGUAGAUGAGCUCGAACUGCUGAACCACCUCCCUUUGAACCUUUGAAGCCAACUUAACAAAGAAAUCCUGCAAAAAAAAUCCUUCUAAAGAUGAGAUCAAACUAUUUUUUGAGUUUCUCAUAGUAUUUCAAAGAAAUAAUUUCAGUAUUUAAGCCAAAACAGAUAUAUUGUGAAGUGAAAUUUGUGAUAUUUUUGUUUCUUAUAUAAUAUAAUAAAAGUGGAUGUUUACACUGUAAAUAUUACUUAAGUGAUCUACCUAAAGCUGUACAUAUGUAUGCUACUUAACUUACAUAAAUCCUGUGAUCUGUUAUGCUGUAAAUCUGUUAUUUUGAUAACUGCAUAUCAAAGAUAGGCAAGUGAGAAAUAGAAAGGAAAUACAUCAAAUUGCUGCUUUCAGUUGCAUACACAAAAUCAAGGAGUGCUGAGUAAUAGUCCCUAUGUGUUUGAGACGCCAUUGCUAUUUGAGUAAAGAGAACCCUUGCUUUCCAACUUUCACUGCAAAUGUCCUCAUCAACAUGACUUCGGAUCACUGAUUUUCUUGAAACUGUCAAAGAUUUUUGCCUAAAAUGAAAUUCAAGAUGGAAUCCAUUAUAACAAAGGACUGGUGGAGAUAUCUGGGGAGAGAAAACAUUUUCAUUAGAAUACACAGAAAUUUCAAGCUAUAAUUCACAACAUAGCAAAAUUCCAAAUUGAUUUGGAAUGUCUUGUCAAAGGAAAACAUUGGCAGAAAUUCUGAGGAAAUUGGAAGUAUUAUUUCAAUAUGAUAAGUAAAAUUUCUAAACUUUUUUUGCAUAGUUGUAAUAAGUAAAGAACAGUUUUUCCUCAAAUUAUUAUUCCAGGUGAAAAGAUUUUGGUGUUGCCUUUCUGUGUCUUUUCAAGUUGCCUGAUAUAUUCUAAUUAUACUAUCCCAUCGGAUUAUGUCUGUUGUCAAUGGAUAAAUGAAGUCAUAGGAAUCAAUUCUGUAUCAAAGCAAAACUACCCACUUAGAUAUUUAUUUUACAGAAAGCUUCAUCAUUAUUUCAAAUCUGAAAAUAUUUGCACAACCAACCAGCCAAACUAAAGUGUGAUACAUACCUUGUACAUUUAUUGGUGUGCACAUUUUCCAUACAAAGAUGUGACAGUCUGUAGGUUUAAUUUGUCUUGAAAUCAUUGAUGCUAAGGAUUAUUCUGCAUUUGACUCUGUAUAUGUUUACUGAUAAUAGUAUUCCUAAUAUAAAAAGCAGGACUGGAGACACUUUACUAUUUUUCCAAAAUGAAUGUAACCGAUGAAAUAUGCAGACAAUAAAGACAUUUUAUUAUCACUGCAAA